AUGGAAUCACCAGCCUCCGCAAUAAUUUCGCCCAAUUCUGACCCGCUUCCGGACUCGGACACCGUCCAGUAUCCGGUAGUUAACCCACAGCUCUUUCUCUCAGUAUCCGAUGAUGCACCUAGUAUUGGGGGAACUAUCAAAACGCCAUUCGCAUUUUACGUAGAGAAAUUUUCUCUGACGCACGACUUAAUUUCAGAAAAUGAGGAGAAGGAGCCGUUUGAUAAAUAUUGCAUCUAUACAGGUGAGCUCUACGGGCCAGAGCUGACCAGUACAGGAUGUAGCAUUAUCAUCUCCGGGAAAGGGGGUGUUGAAAGCGACCCUGAUGCAUACCAAGGGGGGACAUUGCAGAUAUUCGCGGAGCAUGUGGAGGCUGCUUCCGUAGAAAAACUACACCUUGAUGCUGGAGGAGGCCCAGGAGCCAACCGGCAGCCAGUGACUGGGAAAGAUGUUGGACCCCGCGGCGGAAAUGGGGGGCAAGGGGGAAGGGUCGAUGUUAUCUUUGGUUGCAUUUUCGAGCAGGCCAUUGAGCAAGGUGCCGAGAUCGUUAAAGGACUGAUGGAUCCAAAGAAGAUGUGGCCUACAGAUUUCGAGGAUAAGAUUAAACGAUUCGUCGGCUUCAUCGCCCUGAAAGAAAUCAUGACAGCCAUGACGAUACCAACGUCACUGAGCACGGUAAAGAUCAUGAUGGCCACUCCAAAAGAGUCGAUACAGCCGACUCUCAUACAGUUUCUUAUAGACCUGGCAGCGCAGCGAGAUAGUCUGGCCAACGCCUUUGAACAACACACUAACGUUAAGGGUGGGCCAUACGGUACUGGCAGCAUGGGAGAUAAGCAACGGGGACCGAAUGGAGACACUGGUAAACCCGGGAGCCACAAUGUUUACAUCUUGUCUGACCCGGGGAAAAUAUUGGACAGUGAAGUGUGCUUCGUGCACCCGACACAGUGCCGGAUGUUGUUAGAUAUGGCUAACCUACUCUGGUUCUGUGGAUCCCUCGACGAAAAAGCCCGCUCAGCGAACAUUUAUAGCCGCCUGGCACGGAGGCUGGCUUUCCUGGGAGACGUGAAAGACCAGAAGAUAUCCAAAACACGCCUAGCCGAGGCAUAUCGCAAAGCAGAACCAUCUUUGUUCAUCCUUAGUGGGGCGCCUGGGGAUGAACCCAUUUCAUUCACCCUCUUGCGCGCAAUUAAGGACGAAGCCCAAGGAAACCUAUUGAAUCUCCUGUCAGGGAAGACGAUCUUCGGUGAUGACGGAGAGAAAGUGCCACGCGGUUCGUUCGGGUUCUAUAAAACAGCCGUCGAACCGCUGCUCGAAAACUUGAAAGAGGUUGAAAAAACCUAUCGCAGGUUUUUGGGCGGUGAAAUGAAUGCCGAAGAGAAGAAGCAAGCGAUUAGGAAUAGGUUAGCUCAGUGUGACUUCCGAAAGCGCCUGGUUCAAGAUGAAAUCAAAGAAAAGAAGAACGAUCUCGAUAUGAACUUGCAAAGGCUUCACUUAUCAACGGAAUCCAUUGGUCCGGCAAAGAAAAGUUUGAUGAAUGCCUUUAAGGAGGUUGAGGAACAGGUCAAAACAGGGGUCACCGUCUCUUGGGAGGACCUUAUGUCUGCCCUGUCGCAGGUGAUCUUUGUGCAUGGAUCCGCACCUAUGGUCGCAUUGCAAGGCGCAGACCUCAUCCACAAUGCCAUAGAGAAGCUUGAAUCCGACUCUGGUGUAAAGAUCGACAGAAGCUUGCUGCUACAUGAUGCCAAGGAUAUGAAGGAGUCUAUAGAAGGUUUGGCCGAAGGGUAUACGUUGCUCAAAGAUGGCGGCGUGGAUUUCGAUGAUCCAGCUGCAACAAAGCUCCAAGUAAUUGCGGAGAAAGCGGACGCUUUCUGGAGCCAAUUCGAAGAUAUUCUGGGAAAACCAGUGCUGGACAACCUGAGGAAGAGGUUCCACGACUAUAUCGCAAUUGUGAAGGAGCGAAAUGCUGCUGUCAUUGGAUAUACAGAGGCAGUCCUUUUGCUGAUCAAGUACCAGACGGAGCUCGAUGCCCUUGCUGCUGAACGGGCAGACAUCUCCCGGGAGGAGUAUGACCAACUUGGGGCAGACCAUCCGACCAUGACAGCUUUCAUGAAAAAGCUUUACACUGAUGCUAUCCACACCACGCAAGAAUGGUUGUAUAAAGCGCAGCGUUCCUACCUGUUCGUCAGCCUAGACCGGGCAAAUGUAGUGGGGGAACAGAUGGAAGGAUUCAAAUUCUCAACGUUCAAUGCAACAACGUUGAUUUCGGUUAACUCAACGCUCAUCACCCGGUAUAAUACUUUCCUUGAAAAAGCAGGUACCGAGCCUCAGAAAUUUAAUGGCCUGAGAUACGAUAUCGAUGACAUGUAUGUCGACAUGAUCAAGGAUAGUGGAACGGACGGCAUCACGCAUACCGUUGAAAUACCAGUUUUUGAUAUCCAUAAGCCGAAUCCAUUCGGUUCUAUGGUUGACAUCCGAUUAACCAAGGUUCGCUUCUAUUUAGACGGGGCCGAGACUGGUUCUCAUUUCUUGGAUUUGACGCUGAAGCACCAGGGAAAGGAGACCAUACUCAAUAAGCAGGAUGAACGGUUCGACUUUGUCCAUGACCCACUUAUAACUAAAUUCAGAUAUAAUAUCAAAGACCCAAUGACGAUGGGCCCAGGCACCACAGACGGGGAUGUGGGAUCAGUAGGAGAGGACCGUUAUGCAAUGGUAGGGCCUUUUACUCAAUGGACAUUCCAGGUCACAACCGACAACAACCCGGGGUUAAAUCUUGCCAACGUGAGUAAGGCUUACUUCAUGUUCUGGUUUACCUAUUACGAGACGAUGUAG
Messenger RNA from Nannizzia gypsea CBS 118893, 2826 nucleotides. RefSeq lists its product as hypothetical. NCBI's taxonomy places the organism in Eukaryota, Fungi, Ascomycota, Eurotiomycetes, Onygenales, Arthrodermataceae. The record is from RefSeq and is a predicted model, not a curated record. The transcript is spliced from 3 exons. The coding region runs from base 1 to 2826 and encodes 941 amino acids.